AUGUCAGCCUGCCUGCCCAGCCCCUCCACCAUGUCCAGCUACAAGGAUGUGGCGGUGGAUUCGGACCCGAACUCCUCGGCGCCCAACGAUAUUGCGGCAGCUGUCGAGGCGGCUGAUAUUGCGGACGAGCCGCAACGCGACGAUCCAAAUUCCUGUAAGCCGACGAUAAAAUAUGUACUGCUGCGCGAAGCGGGCAAUGGCAGAAUGGAGGAGGUCGAGCUCGAGCAGGGAAGCGUCCCCGAACUGCCCCCGGGCCACGAGGACGCCAAAAUGCACCCAGAGAUGGGCAUGGACCGCGGCGCUCGGAUCCAGGGGAAACGGCGGGGCGACGAGGAUAUUGAUGAAACACCAAUGCUCAAAGGGUCGAAACUGUUCAUAAAUGAGGGGAAAUGCAACAGCAAACAAUUGGAGAAGCUGAUUAUGCAGAAUAUCGUCUCCAACGAUGCGUUAGCGUCAAAACGGGCAAUUCACGAAGCAUCACUCGCUAUGAAGCCAGCCGCGGGGGUUGAUGUGAUUUGUUCGGAAACAGGCUUCACCUACCUCGUAUCCACCGUGGAGCACUGUGAAGCCCAAAAGAACAACGUCAUCUGCUUCGUCUACAAAAGGCCGCUG
Molecule: messenger RNA, 612 nt
Organism: Mesorhabditis spiculigera
Lineage: Eukaryota; Metazoa; Nematoda; Chromadorea; Rhabditida; Rhabditidae
Source: the annotation of a GenBank genome assembly